Caenorhabditis elegans is the source of this 1089-nucleotide messenger RNA. RefSeq names its product Alkyl transferase (gene T01G1.4). The transcript has 5 exons. The coding region runs from base 6 to 905 and encodes 299 amino acids. Gene Ontology annotation, molecular function: ditrans,polycis-polyprenyl diphosphate synthase [(2E,6E)-farnesyl diphosphate specific] activity; transferase activity, transferring alkyl or aryl (other than methyl) groups. Lineage: Eukaryota; Metazoa; Nematoda; Chromadorea; Rhabditida; Rhabditidae. The record is from RefSeq and is marked reviewed.
CUGUCAUGGCGGCAAACUUGACAGCCGAUGAAGAGGACGGCUGGUUUGUGGCUCAACAGGAGCAACCGUGGUGGCAAUGGUUGCUACGUCGAUUCAUCGCUUCAGGACCAAUCCCGAGACACGUGGCAUUCGUGAUGGACGGAAACCGACGUUUUGCAAAGACAAAACAUUUGGGAAAUGUUAUCAAGGGGCACGAAAAGGGAUUCACACAACUUGCGAAAAUUCUUGAUUGGUGCAACCGUUUCGGUAUUCGAGAAAUCACAGUUUACGCUUUCAGUAUUGAAAAUUUCAAACGAAGUGAAGAAGAGGUCAGCGGGCUUAUGCGACUGGCAGAAGAGAAAUUCCAAAAAUUGCUCAACGACUCUGAGAAACUGGAUGAAAAACGAAUUUGUUUCCGAUUUUACGGAAAUCGAUCGCUUCUCUCGUCACGCCUUCAGAAAUUAAUGAGUGAUAUUGAACAUCGAACAGAGAAUUUCGAUGGAGGAAGAUUAAAUGUUUGUAUGCCAUAUACUUCAAGAGAUGAAAUUGCAAGAAGCUUUGAAACUAUUCGAAAACACGUAAAAGAUGGGAAAGUCAAUGUGGAUGAGAUCAACGAAUCAAUGAUUGAUGCGUGUUUGGAUAGUGGAUGUGGUGGAACUUCUCCAGAUUUAUUUAUUCGAACAUCCGGUGAACAUCGACUUUCGGACUUUUUGAUGUGGCAAGCAUCAGAAACUCAUGUCUACUUUGAUGAUGUUCUUUGGCCUGAAUUUGGAUAUUUUAAUCUGUGUAAAGCAAUUCUAAAUUAUCAAUAUUAUAGAACUACUGUAACAAAAAUGACAUCUUCGAAAGUAUCUGAUGAUAAUGCUACAUCGUGGAAAAUGAAUUUCAGUGGAAAUGAUCGAGAUUUGAUUUCCGUCAAAUCGUGAUCUUCCCAAACUUCUUUUUUUGCGAUUUUUAAUUUAAAUUCUUUUAUUUAUUUUUCUCUCUAGUCUCUCUCUCUCUCUCUCUCGUUGUUUUAUAUUUUUCCUGCUCUCUUCUUCAUGUUCCGCUUCGUUUUUUUUGUUUCGCUUGGGGUGUCAUGUUCAUGACAAUAAACUUUCCUGUUUUCAG